Molecule: messenger RNA, 4880 nt
Organism: Salmo salar (Atlantic salmon)
Lineage: Eukaryota; Metazoa; Chordata; Actinopteri; Salmoniformes; Salmonidae
Source: RefSeq, a predicted model, not a curated record
AUGGUACCAAGAAUAUGCAUAUCCUUGCUUAAGGGCCUGAGCUACAGGCAGUUAGAUUUGGGUAUGUCAUUCAGGGGUAAAUUGAAAAAAAGGGGGCUAUUCCUAAAAUGUUUUAACCAAUAAACUAUAACUCGCUUGCCAGCCAGAUGAAAUGUUGAUUACUUUUCCUGACUAACUCCAUUUUUCGAUUGGAUGGGCCUGAUUAGGCUACUACAUUCAGACAUGGCGGAAGGAACGGUGGAGCAGGCAAUGGAGAGCAAGAAGAAGCAUAUUUUUAUCGAGAAAGGAUGAAAUGUACAACAGAAGAGGCAAGACUGAAAGUGAUUGAUGCGUUUAGAUACUACAGGAUGCAUGUUCAGGCACGGGUGAAUCGAGCAGAGCGUCAGUUCUGGAGUCUUCCGGAGCAUUACCAGCUGCUGCUGCUCAGGGUCCUGCCCAACCUGGCCCGUAUCCGGCGCAGUGUGGACCACAACCAGGAGGUGCUGCAUGCCAUCAUGCUCGACUGUGUCCACAUGUUUGAGAACAUGCAGUAUGGCGAAGAGUGUAAUGACCUGAGGAAGGUGCGUACGUCCUCCAUGUUCGACAUAGACAAGCUCAAAUCCACCAUUAAACAGUUUGUGCAUGACUGGAGUGAGGCGGGCCAGGCUGAGAGAAACUCCUGCUACCUGCCCUUCUUUAAAGAGAUCCAGAGACUCUUUCCAAGCAAUAAGUGUGAUGUGUCUAAGGUGAGCGUGCUGGUUCCGGGGGCAGGGCUUGGUCACUUGGCAUGGGAAAUCACUCGUCUGGGCUACGCCUGCCAAGGCAACGAAUGGAGCUUCUUCAUGUUCUUCUCCAACUUUGUCAUCUUGAGGUGUGAAAAGGUCAACUCCAUGACCCUGUACCCGUGGAUCCACCAGUUCAGCAACAACAAGAGGUCAUCUGGCGUCAACCCCCAGAGCCUGCCUCCAAACUCUGACUUCUCCAUGGUGGCCGGGGACUUCCAGGUCUUCACAGAGCCUAACACCUGGGACUGUGUGGCUACCUGCUUCUUCAUCGACACGGCACACGUCAUCGACUAUGUGGAGACCAUCUGGAACAUUCUCAAACCUGGAGGCGUGUGGCUCAAUCUUGGCCCGCUGCUGUACCACUUUGAGAACAUUGCCAACGAGCUCUCCAUUGAGCUCAGCUACGAGGACGUCAGGGUGGCCAUUUUAAAAUAUGGAUUCCAUUUGGAGGUGGAGAGAGAGUCUGUCCCCACCACCUACACUAAGAAUGAUCAGUCCAUGCUAAAGUACCUGUAUGAUUGUGUUUUCUUCGUGGCACGGAAACCUGACCAUCUGAAUGCCAACGAGCUCCAGGUGGUCCACGAGAACAGACUGGAAGCUUUGCCACGUGACAUUACAGCGUAACGACCGAUUGCCUGCCGUCGAGAGCAUUUUUUAAAAAAAGAGUAAGAUGACACACGACAAUGGAAAGGUUUGCUUUAAAUGUGCUUAUUUUCUAUAUCUCAUUGCCGGAACUCCCCGAUCACCUUACGUCCAAGCCUUUGAGAUUGAGACGGACACCUAUAAUGGACUGAAAUGACUAAAUCAUUCAGCCCUUGGACUGUUUGUCUUCAGUUAGAUGUAAGGUGACGUCUCCAUGCUGACCUGAUGUGGUUGCAUGCGUGUUAGACCCGCCUCUACAGCUUCCCAAUGCAUUUAUUUUGUAAAAUACAGUGUUACCAACUCUGGCUAUUUAAAGUAUUUUCUCACAGGGAAAAGUCAGUUGCUGAAGUGGCUGGAGUUGGUAAUACUGGGGGUCGGACAAAGUUGUUUUUUUCUAAUUAUAUGAUUGAAUUUCAGCAUUACAAACUGGAUCUAGCUACUGCCUCACGUACCAAUAAAGGAAAACACCAUUUAAGAAAAAAAUGUAAUUCACAUUUUAGUCUAAUUUUGAAUGGUAUUGUUCAUGACGCAAUUCAAAUUUAUUUGAUCAAGAAGAUCUAUUUAGAAUGAAUCUCCUAUAUUCCCUCUGUUUUCAGUUAUAGACAGAAAUAAUUUGAAGCAUUAUGACCAACUAUGAUCAAUGUAAUUAUUCUACAACAAUUCCCUUUUGUUAAUUACUGUCUGCAGACUGUAUACAGCCAGGUAGAUCUAGAAGUUACAGAAGAUAAACAUCAGUGGUGAACCUUUAUCAUAUCAAUAAAAUUAGUACACAGCACAUGAAAGGGAGAAUCAAUAGUCGUAUAUAAUUAACGGGAGAUCCAGUCAGUGCACACAUUGAAUUAUUCACUGACAAUGAUUGUCCUAAUUACCAUGUAUAUGAAGGACUGUCCUAAUCAAUUGAAUGCCCUAUUUGGCCAUCUCAAUAAUGCUUUCUCAAGCAACAGGGCCUCUAUCAGGUGGUGUGAAAGGAAGGCCUGGAAAAUCACCCACUUCAUUUGCUUACACACACACUCAUACUGACUACACAUACAAUCAUCAUAUAUGCUGCUGCUACUCUGUUUACCAUAUCCUGAUGCCUACUCACCUUGUCCCUAUAUAGACACCAACCCCUACCACUCCAGUAUCCCUGCACAUUGUAAAUAUGGUAUUGGCACUGACCCUGGAACUGAUACUCUGUAUAGCUUAUUUACUUUCAUGUUCAUAUUUCUAUUUGUGUGUUUUGGUUCUACUUGACUUUUUAAAAUAAAUAUAUUCCUAGCUCAAGCAAAAAAAAAUACAUUUCACUGUACUUGUGCACGUGACAAACUUGAAACGGUAGGUGGCCUAUAUUUUCUAGCUGGAAUCAUCUGGACGUCCUUACCCAAUUGAAAUGUAAAAUGUUUAGGGUAGGGUUAUUCAACUGUUAUAUGAGGUCCGACUGGAGGCAGCUGGUUUUCUGUUCUACCUGACAACUAAUUUCACCCACCUGGCAUCCAAUGUCUAAACCAGUCCCUGAUUAGAGGCGAACGAUACAGUGGAACUGGCUCAGAGGUCCAGAGUUGCGUUUGAGGGGAGUAGGACACAGACUGUAAAAAUAAGGUUUAAGAUAUGAACGUCCUAAUGAUAGCAGAUAGCACUAACCCUGUUGGUGCGGAGAAGAGCCUUGAUAGUGGUGGGCGGGAACAGAGGAUACAUCCUCACAUUGGUUUCCACAAGAUAAAAGACAGCCACAAAGUCAAAAUUGGCUGUAUCGUAACAUUUCAUGAAAACAAACGUGCUUUUAGGUGUUAAUAUGCAGUGUGGUUAAGGUUAGUUUUAAAAUCAGAUUUUAAAUGGUAGAAAUAGGCGGGGUUUAUGACUUUGUUAACUAGUGACAACCACUCUCAUUGGCCAGACCGCGUGUGUGUAAUUUACACAGUAAGUGGUGCGCGGCUCAGUCAAAACAUUGAUACUGGAAAGAUUCCAAGCAAAACUUACCUGGCACUCUGAAAUAUUUGGACAACUUGUACUCAUGACGAAAAGGCGAGCUGAAGACGUGUUGUUCCACGACACGCCUGUUAAAAGAUCAUGUUUUCGUCCACUUGACAAAUUUGAUACGCAGUUAGAAAGCAUGGCUGCAGCCGGGUGCGUGAGUCCGCCAUCUCUGCUCGCUUUGUUGGGGAGACGCUGCAAAAAGAGACCGUAUUAUUUCGAAGAUCAGGAGGAACAUCAAGAAACACUUAAACCGCGCAAGCUGUCAAAUAGUGAGCAUCGGGUCAGUGCACCACAGAGUGUGCUGGUAAAGAAUUCUGGAAGUUUCCUAGAGAGUGCAUCUGCGAAUUCUGGUUGCUCAACGCUGACCUCUAAGAAACGUGCACGAGAUAACACUGUCACAAGAUACGAUGCUCCAAGGAUUGUCACACACAAAGAUGAUGAUGGCAAUGACCUAUGCACUUUCAACUCAUUCCAGUACUGGAGGGUCCCUCUACCUGAGCUGGACAUUUCACUCCUUCAGAAUGGAAACCUCUCUGGAUCAAAUGGAGAACCCCCUGCCAAAGAACUAUCCUGUGAAGCCAUGGAGUCAUAAAUUUUAAUUCAUGAAGGUCUGCCCACCAUGGAACUCUUAUAUGAGAAGUGGCCACCAGUGGAGGCUGGUGGGAGAAGCUAUAGGAGGACUGGCUUUUUGUAAUGGCUUGAAUAGAAUUAAUGGAACAGAGUCAAAUGUGGUUUACAUGUGUCUGAUUCCAUUCCAGCCAUUACAAGGAGCCUGUCCUCCUAUAGUUCCUCCAACCAGACACACUGCCCAUCAGAGCCAUAGGUUUAGAUCUAUAUUGUGUAGACCGUGUGGUACGUAGACACCUGGCCAGAUUUCAAAAUAUAUACUGAAUAUUACAUUUUAACCUUAAACGUUAUAAAAUUAAUAUUAUAAACAACAUAUUAAAUUGCUUUUGGCCAAAGGAUCUGUGGAAAAAGUUUAAAGUGUGUAAUACAGUGUGAUAUUAUUAAUCUACAAUUGAUGUUCUUAACCCUGGGCAACAUGGGCCUGGGAGGCUCACAGGGAUAUUGGUAUCCACAGUACUCCACAAAUGAUCAAUUUGUCAACUCCAUACUAUUCCCCAAAAUGUUUGUUUUGACAUGAAUGCACUGUAAUUUAAGCUUUAAAGCUGCAACAACAAAACAUCUCUGCCCCAUGACACAAUUUGUAGAUUUGCAGGAAAUUAGCUUUAAAACUGCAACAUUUUCGCUCUUUCACCUGGCCUGAGACACUAACUCUGAAAUCUGGCUUCAUGGUUGUUGUACCUGCUUUGAACACAAGGAUAAAGCUACAUGUACAGUGCAUUCGGAAAGUAUUCAGACCCCUUGGCUUUUCCCACAUUUUGUUACGUUACAGCCUUAUUCUAAAAUGGAUGAAAUAAUUCCCCCCCUUUCGAUCUACACACAAUACCCAUAAUAAGGAAGCAAAAACAGUUUUUUAGCAUAUUUCUGAAAAAUAAACUGAUCACAUUUACAUAAGUA